Molecule: messenger RNA, 348 nt
Organism: Stylonychia lemnae
Lineage: Eukaryota; Ciliophora; Spirotrichea; Sporadotrichida; Oxytrichidae
Source: the annotation of a GenBank genome assembly
AUGGAAGCCUCAGAUAAAAAACAGUUCACAUCAAUCAAGACUUAAAUUGAGAAAAUCGUAGAUGAUAAGGUCGAUGAGAUCUUUAAAGACUACAAUUAUGAUGGUUAGAAUGCUUAGGAGAAGUCAAACCAAGUCGCAGAAGCUAUAGUAAAGGAGGCUCAAUAACUUGCUAGUAAAAAUUUUAAAUUGCAGGCCAUCGCAAUGGUUCUUAAUAAAGAGACAUCAGGCUUCCAUUUGAGCGCCUCAUGCUACUGGGACUCAACUUAGGACGGCAACAUCAACAAGAAGUUUGAUAAGUUUGAAACUUUCUAUGUGAUCAUUACAUUAUUCGGUAUAUCAAGAGCAUGA